Molecule: messenger RNA, 672 nt
Organism: Peniophora sp. CBMAI 1063
Lineage: Eukaryota; Fungi; Basidiomycota; Agaricomycetes; Russulales; Peniophoraceae
Source: the annotation of a GenBank genome assembly
AUGGCCCGCGCCGCAGUCUUCGCCGCUCUCCUCGCAACAUCCGCCUUUGCGGUAGCGACGCCCGUCAAGCGCGCGGCUGCGUACUUCAACCCGGCUGAUAACGGUGGCUCUAUGCUCGAUGUCGCGGCCGCGCCUCUCGGAGAGCCGCUCAAUGUCAUUGUGUCGGGUCUGAGUUCUGCGGCUGUGCUCACCACCGAUGGGUUGACGAACUACGCGAAGGCAAUCGGCUUCUCGACGGAGUGCCUCGGGAUCCACCUGGGCGACCCUCAGACCGCCGAUCUUGGCGACGGCCAGGGCCAAGUCGACCAGUUGCUCGAGCUCCGUCAGGACUACGGAGAUGCUACUCUGGGCACCUGCCUCGAGUCUGCCAUUGGCGGCAACCACUUCCGCGCAUGGAAGCAGAGCGGAUCGCUCGCGGACUCCGGCGCAAUGUUCCUCGCCGUCUCCAAGGAGGAGCCCGCCACGGAGAACCACGAUAUCGUGCCCGAUGGUUAUGAUAUUGGUCGCGACCAGCUUGUUUCUGGCGCCGUCGGCACCAAGAGCUUUGGUGGCGUCACCUACUCGACUACUGCUCAGAACAUCACCGGCUUGUUGCCCGUGGGCUCGACCGGUAUCAACCACGGCAUCGCCAUCGACGGUAUCGUGACGCUGCUCACCGUCACCAUUCAGUGA